This is a messenger RNA of Pseudophryne corroboree (corroboree frog), 486 nucleotides long. Its product is annotated as gastrula zinc finger protein XlCGF71.1-like. NCBI's taxonomy places the organism in Eukaryota, Metazoa, Chordata, Amphibia, Anura, Myobatrachidae. The transcript has a single exon. The coding region runs from base 1 to 486 and encodes 161 amino acids. Gene Ontology annotation, molecular function: DNA-binding transcription factor activity, RNA polymerase II-specific; RNA polymerase II cis-regulatory region sequence-specific DNA binding. Gene Ontology annotation, biological process: regulation of transcription by RNA polymerase II. The record is from RefSeq and is a predicted model, not a curated record.
AUGGGGAAUAUUCUCCAGAUAACUAUAAUAUUACAGCUCCUACGGGCAAUAACAACUUUACUUGUCCUGAAUGUGGUAAAUGCUUUAGAUAUCAGUCACGCUUUGUUAGACAUCAAAGAAGUCACACGAUGGGAAAAGCUAUUUUCCUGUAAUGACUGCGGGAAAUGUUUUGUAUAUAAAUCAACCCUUGUCAGACAUCAGAGAACUCACUCAGGUCAGAGGUCAUUUCCCUGCUCUGAGUGUGACAAAUGUUUUGGACAGAAAACAGAACUGGCUGGACACCACCGAAUUCACACGGGUGAGAAGAUGUUUCAAUGCUCUGAGUGCAGGAAAUGUUUUACAUGCCCAUCGAGUCUUCUUAUACACCAAAGAACUCACACUGGAGAAAAACCAUUUCCAUGCUCUGAGUGCGGGAAAUGCUUCACGGAUAAACCAAAUCUUGUUCAGCAUCUGAAAAUUCACACAGAUGAGAGGCCAUUUCUCUAA